Molecule: messenger RNA, 633 nt
Organism: Hyaloscypha bicolor E
Lineage: Eukaryota; Fungi; Ascomycota; Leotiomycetes; Helotiales; Hyaloscyphaceae
Product: mitotic spindle checkpoint component mad2
Exons: 4
Biological process (GO): mitotic spindle assembly checkpoint signaling
Cellular component (GO): kinetochore; nucleoplasm; cytoplasm
Source: RefSeq, a predicted model, not a curated record
CUUGCAGGCUCAGCAAAGCUGAUCGCAGAAUUCUUCCAAUACUCCAUAAACACAAUACUAUUCCAGCGCGGCGUCUACCCAGCCGAAGACUUCACGGCGGUCAAGAAAUACGGCCUCACAAUGCUCGUCUCCUCUGACGACCAAGUAAAAGCCUACAUCAAGAAAAUCAUGUCGCAGCUCGACAAAUGGAUGGUGCACGGCAAGAUCUCGAAGCUGGUUGUGGUCAUAACCAGCAAAGAUACGGGCGAACAUGUCGAGAGGUGGCAGUUUGAUGUGCAGAUAUUCAACAAGUCGAGCAAGAAGGCGAGUGCGAAGAAGGCGACAGAUAAGGAGAAUGCUGUGCCUGAGAACGAUACCCCAGCCCCAGCGCCUGAGAAAACAGAUGCAGAGAUCCAAGCCGAGAUCCAGUCCAUCUUCCGACAGAUCACAGCGUCAGUUACUUUUCUGCCUCAGUUAGAGGGCGACUGCACGUUCAAUGUGUUGGUGUAUGCGGAUGCCGAUAGUGAUGUGCCGAUGGAGUGGGGGGAUAGUGAUGCGAAAGAGAUUAAGAAUGGGGAGAAGGUCCAGUUGAGGAGUUUUAGUACGACGAAUCAUCGGGUUGAUACGUUAGUUAGUUAUAGGGUUGGUGAUUAA